UGCCAGCAUGAUCCUUUCAUCGCCCUCAACUACUCACUGUCAUUUCCAUAAAUGGAUCGGAUCGAUAAUUCCUAAAUCUAGUCCCCCUUAAGACAAAGACGACUAAGAGAGACAGACCAUCGAUCCUCAUGACAAACAGCGGUCUCUUCUUCAACAACGAAGACCCUAAUUUGGUGGCCAAAUCAGCCUUCUGCUGGUGGAGAACUCUGGAGGAGUUCGACGAAAAUGGGCAUUUCAAAGUGAAGAUCUCCGACCUCUCCUCCAACCUGACCCCACGCCUCAGAGUUCUCAGAGAAAUGGAGCGGCUGGCCUUCGUCGCCGGCGAAGGCCUCGAUGAGCUGAGGCACAGGCUGAUCAGCUACCGCUCCGGCGACUUCUGCCUCCCCGUCGGAGGGAUCGAGAAAUCCGCCAUGGACAUCCCACCUGUCAUCACCAUCCUCCUCACAGGCAUGAUCGCUUCCGGCAAGAGUGCCUUCGUCAACAUGAUGUACAGUGUUCUCGGAAGAUCUGGAGUCAUCCCUUUUGCCCAAACUUCACCUCCUGAAGGCGAGCCGACCACGAUGUACCUUGAAGAACACAAUGUCCUGAGAUCAUCCAGGAGUGGGUUCUGCGUGUACGACACCAGAGGUUUGGACCAAACCCAGAUGGAUGAAGGAUUGGCCGACGUUUCGGAAUGGCUUUCCGGCGGUGUUAAACACAACCACCCUUGUCUCCGGCCACACGAUCACUUCCGAGGAGGAGGAGGAGCCAUGUGGACCUGCCGGGUUAGUUCCAGCAGGUUCAUCAAGAGACAAGUCAACUGUGUAAUGGUUGUGGCUGAUCUCUCCCAGAUCCAAAAAUCCUUCAAAUCUGGCAACACCAGAACAAUCCAGGCCAUAAGAGAUCUCUUCCGUUUCACAGCUACCAAGAAUUCUUCAAAUGAGAAUCCAAUCUUGAUUCUAACACAUGGAGACACUUUGACCGCCGAGGAAAGGAUCAAUGGGAGGCUUAGAAUCUGUGAAUACUUGGGGAUUGUGGAGACAAGUGGGGCAUACGAUAUUCCAUGUCUGACUGAGCAAGGAAUCGUGGCUGAGGAAUCUGAUCCCGUCGCUGCAUUUGCCCUAACUGAGGCUGUCUACAGAGCCUUGCUUCAAUCCGACAGAACCCAUCAGCCCAAGAGGAAGUUCAAGGAUUAUAUUAUCCUGCUCUGGUCUUGGAUCAUGGCCUCCAUUGCUGCGUUCUUUGCUCUCCUCGCCAAAUUCUUCUCCAGGUUCGGACAUCAGAAACUUAAGAUGUGAUCUAAUCAAACCUAAAAUGCAUCAUCACAGUUUUAGGGUUUGUUACCAUUCCAUUGUAUGGACUUGUGUGUUUUGGGGGUGAUUUGAAUUUAGUUUAUUCUCAUUUUAUUUGUUGAUUUAUCGAAAGGUUUUGCUUCUUUUUUUCAUGUGGCCAAUGCAUUAAUUAAUUAUGUAUUCUUUGUAUGGGUGGGCGUAAUCUUGUCUGUCACCACACCACACCAUGUUGGCAAUUUGAUGUUUUUAAAUUUAA
This is a messenger RNA of Andrographis paniculata, 1527 nucleotides long. RefSeq lists its product as uncharacterized. The transcript is spliced from 3 exons. The record is from RefSeq and is a predicted model, not a curated record. The coding region runs from base 129 to 1277 and encodes 382 amino acids. NCBI's taxonomy places the organism in Eukaryota, Viridiplantae, Streptophyta, Magnoliopsida, Lamiales, Acanthaceae.